Aspergillus piperis CBS 112811 is the source of this 754-nucleotide messenger RNA. RefSeq lists its product as uncharacterized. The record is from RefSeq and is a predicted model, not a curated record. NCBI's taxonomy places the organism in Eukaryota, Fungi, Ascomycota, Eurotiomycetes, Eurotiales, Aspergillaceae. Bases 315 to 698 code for a protein of 127 amino acids. The transcript has a single exon.
AACUCCCUGAAUCAUUAACUAAGAGACCGACGUCAGAAACUGUCCCUUACAGGGUAAGGUGGUGUGUGUUCAUUCUCAGCCCUGCGAGGAUUUAGCAUCUUUCGAACUCGAUUGGGUAGAAGCGUGAUGGAUGUGAUGUGUGGAUGGAUGGAUGGAUGGAUGGAUGGAUGGAUGGAUGGAUGGAUGGAUGGAUGUAACCUCAUAGUGAUAACAAUGAGGAAUACAAGACACACACACACACACACACAAUGCUAUUAUUCGAUGUGUAUGAGAGCUCUUUGUAUUUCUAAUCAUCUUGCUGAUGCUGACGUUUUAUGUCUCGCAUUGAGUCAUUGAUUAACUUAGCUGCUGAAAAUCUUUUUUUUCCCAUGUCAUUAUUAUUAUUAUUAUUAUCUAUGUCCAUAUGUGCUCUUCGCCGAAACUCAAUAUAUCUAUCCUACUUCCAAUUCCAUCAUAUUUCUACAUUUACGUACUACUAUACACCCACUGCCCCGUGCCUCUCUUUCACGACCACCCACCUACACAGCUGGAUCAGUCGCCAAUUAUACCUAUCUACUAUCAUCACCUACACCACCAACACUAACACCCCCAUCAUAUGUCCAUCUCAUCUAUCUCAUCUAUCCCAUCUAUCCCAUCCAUCCAGCCAGCCAGCCAGCCAGCCACACAAUGAGCGAGAGAGUGAGCGAGCGAGUCAGUAGGGAAUGAUCCGAUUGGGGGUUUAUAUAAGUUUACUACAAAUUAGAAAAAGAACCGC